This is a messenger RNA of Sciurus carolinensis (gray squirrel), 1348 nucleotides long. It is a transcript of the gene Snx15, whose product is annotated as sorting nexin 15. Lineage: Eukaryota; Metazoa; Chordata; Mammalia; Rodentia; Sciuridae. The record is from RefSeq and is a predicted model, not a curated record. Gene Ontology annotation, molecular function: phosphatidylinositol binding. The transcript has 8 exons. Bases 107 to 1129 code for a protein of 340 amino acids.
GCGCAGGCCCGGGCUAGGCGGCAGCAGGCGGAGGCAGAGCGCGAGGGGCGGGGGUGGCGUGGAGGGGGCGCCGGCCGGCGGUCAGCCCCGCUCUAGCCGGGUUGUCAUGUCUCGCCAGGCGAAGGAUGACUUCCUACGGCACUACACGGUCUCCGACCCCAGGACCCAUCCCAAGGGCUACACCGAAUACAAAGUGACCGCGCAGUUCAUCUCCAAGAAGGACCCAGAGGAUGUCAAAGAGGUGGUGGUCUGGAAGCGGUACAGUGACUUCCGCAAGCUGCACGGGGACCUGGCCUACACCCACCGCAACCUCUUCCGCCGCCUGGAGGAGUUCCCGGCCUUCCCCCGUGCUCAGGUGUUUGGCCGGUUUGAAGCCUCUGUGAUCGAGGAGCGGAGAAAGGGGGCGGAAGACCUGCUUCGAUUCACGGUGCACAUCCCUGCGCUCAACAACAGCCCCCAGCUCAAGGGGUUCUUCCGGGGUGGGGAGGUGACACGGCCCUCCGAGGUGCCCAGAGAUCUGCACAUCCUGCCACCCCCUCUGAUCCCUACACCACCCCCUGACGAGCCCCGGUUGCCCCAGCCACUUCCUGCAGAAAGGAGGGGCCUAGAGGAGUUGGAGGUGUCAGCGGACCCCCUGCCAUCCAGCCCUGCCCAGGAGGCCCUGGAUCUUCUCUUUAACUGCGACAGCAUGGAGGCAUCCAGCUCCCCCGCCCAAGGCCCUCUCUCUGAGGCUGAGCUUGCCCUCUUCGACCCCUUCUCCAAGGAAGAAGUUGCCGGCCCCAGCCCCACCCACCUAGGUGAGCUGGCAGCCAUGGAAGUAGAGUCCACACGGCUGGACCAGGAGCCCUGGGAGCCGGGAGGGCAGGAGGAAGGAGAGGAUGAAGGCGGGCCUCGCCCUGCCUAUCUCAGCCAGGCCACAGAGCUCAUCACCCAGGCCCUGCGGGACGAGCAGGCAGGCGCCUACCCUGCUGCACUCCAGGGCUACCGAGACGGUGUGCACAUCCUGCUCCAGGGGGUGCCCAGUGACCCAUCCCCUGCCCGCCGGGAAGGUGUGAAGAAGAAGGCAGCCGAGUACCUAAAGCGGGCUGAAGAGAUCCUACACCUGCACCUGCCUCAGCUGCCACCCUGAAAGGGAGUGGACCCUUCCCUAGGACUCCAGCUCCAGCACUGCCAGCCUCCCCCUCCCCCUCUGCCCCGGAACCCCAGGGGCCAUUUCUGUAUGUAACUGGACCAAGAACAAGGAACACAAUGGCUCCCUGCCUGCCUGCCUGCCUUCUUGGAAUCAGGACUCUGUAACUGCCAGCAUCUAUCACUAUGCGGCAGCAGAGGUCUCAUCAUUAAGUUGUCA